Linepithema humile (Argentine ant) is the source of this 3343-nucleotide messenger RNA. RefSeq names its product putative fatty acyl-CoA reductase CG5065. NCBI's taxonomy places the organism in Eukaryota, Metazoa, Arthropoda, Insecta, Hymenoptera, Formicidae. Gene Ontology annotation, biological process: long-chain fatty-acyl-CoA metabolic process. Gene Ontology annotation, cellular component: peroxisome. The record is from RefSeq and is a predicted model, not a curated record. Gene Ontology annotation, molecular function: alcohol-forming very long-chain fatty acyl-CoA reductase (NADP+) activity.
GCGAUUUUCGGAAAUCGACUUUGUUCCGGCGAAUCAGUGCCGGCAGUGCGAUUUUUCGUCGGCCAGCACGAUUGAGAGCGAGAUGUUCGCGACGCGCGUUUACCGGCACCGAAAAUUAGACUCGCCAAAGUGGUAAUGAUGCGCGAGGACAUGUUUUACUCAGGUCGCUAGAAAUUUGCGAUACUUUUACGUAGGCACUGUAUAAAGUUUGAAACAUAUCAAAAUGGGGACGACAAGCACACAGACCAAUUCGGAACACACACCCGACGAGGUUCACUCGACAGGAAUUUCGCUCGACGCAUUCUUCGCCGAGACAGUGAUCCUUCUAACCGGCGCUACUGGUUUCCUAGGAAAAGCCCUCUUGGAGAAGCUACUGCGCGCGUGUCCACGUGUUGCAACGAUUUUCAUCUUGAUCCGUCCAAAAAGAGGUCAAACCAUCGAGGAACGCUACAAGGAGCUCCUAGAGAAUCCAAUUUUCGACAGAAUUCGAUCGGAAUUCCCCGGCGCUUUAAACAAGGUUUAUCCUGUGAAGGGUGAUGUCGGUAUGCCGGAGCUGGGACUCGAGCCGCAAGAUAAGGAUAUGUUAAUACAGAGAGUUAACAUUGUUUUUCACGGCGCGGCCACUGUGCGUUUUAACGAAUCUCUGAAAAUAGCCGUCAAUCUGAACACAAGGGGCACGGAUCGUAUGCUGGAUUUGUGCAGACGCAUGGCAAAUCUUAUCAGCAUCAUACACAUUAGCACGGCCUACAGUAAUGCCGAUCGACGAGAAAUUGAAGAAUCGAUAUACACCACAGAAGUGAAGCCGUACACGGUGAUUGACAUAUGUGAAAAUCUGGACGACGAAACGAUAGAAAUAAUUGAGAAAAGACUUGUCGGCAAGCAUCCGAAUACUUACACGUUGACUAAAGGUUUGGCGGAGCAAAUUGUAUUGUCCAAAGGACAUGAUUUACCGAUCGCGAUCGUACGACCGAGUAUAAUCUGCGCUGCAUAUCGAGAACCAUUUCCAGGUUGGAUAGACAAUACUUGCGGCAUUACAGGUAUAAUGACGGAAAUAAGUCGGGGCACUGUUAGAAGCCUCGUGUGUAACGCAAAUUUAAUAGUAGACGUUGUACCUGUUGACUAUGUUGUCGAUACGCUAAUAUGCGCGUCUUGGCAUAACGUUGUGCAACGCACCGAUACAAUCAACAUUUACAAUUGUACCAGUAGUACGAUACACCCUAUCACAUGGCGUGAAUUCGGAAAUCUUGUGACAAAGCAUGCUAUAGAAUCACCGUCCAAAUAUAUGAUGUGGUAUCCAGAUUUCACGUUUAGGACAAACAAAUUUAUUCAUACUAUCAUAGUAGCUACGUUGCAUUUUUUACCUGCGUUCAUCGUAGAUCUUAUAUUGAGAAUGCGAGGCGACAAGCCUAUAAUGAUGAAAAUCACUAAGCGAUUCGAGAGCGCCGCGAAAACCGGCGAGUUUUUCGCGACAAAUGAGUGGAAAUUUUACGUGGAUAAUAUGACGAAGCUAGUAAAAUUUGUAGAGAUAUCGGGGGAUUGUAAGAAUUUUGACUUAGAUAUCAGAAAUUUGGAUUGGAACACAUACUUGCAUCAGUACAUGUUAGGAAUCAGAAAGUACAUUUUGAAAGACAAUCCAGAUACAUUAAACAAUGCUCGAAAUCGCUUAUCGAGAUUAUAUUGGAUGCACAAAUUAAGCAAAAUAUUCAGUUUAUUAGUUUUAUUUGGAAUGAUCAAAUACGCCGGUCGGUGAUGUCAGAAAUAUUGUGAAAAGAAAUACUCUUGAAAGAGGAUAUAACUCUUUCAAUUUUAUCUGGAAGAUUAUUUUCUGUACUAAUAUAGUAAUUUUAAGUACUAAUAUAGUAAUUAAAUCCAAUAUUAAUGAGAGGGAAGGAAAAGUUUUGAGAAAAAAAUGUGACAAUUUUAAACAAUAUAUCAAGAUAUUUUUCAUAUAUUUCACGUUUUUGCUAAUAAUUAUUGAAUUUAUAAGAUUGUUUCAAUCCUUAAUUUAUAAUUGAUACAUAUUAUCUUACUUUAAGUAAGCAAGUACUCGACAUAUUCAAAACUCGUCGAUAUCGGAAAUGAAAAUUGCACUGACAAAGUAUAUUGUUUUAGAUAAUUGUAGAUGCAAAAUUAAUGGUAUAUUAAGAAAAUUAAGCUACAAAUUCUUCAUUAAAGUUAUGUUUCGUAUUAUUGUGAUUCAAUCCUUCCGCUUCGAGCUUUUUGAUAUUAAAAUAAAUUUAUUAAGGUAAAAUCACUUUCAAGUAUUUAGACUAAUUAUAUCGGGGUCCAUUCGUGUUAUGAUAUACGUGAAACAACUAAACUUUACAUAGUACAAUAUAAAUAAUCAAAGUUUUUUAAUACAUGAUAUUAUACUUGUAAAGACUGACUUUAAUGGAAUAUUCUUUAAAUGAUGAAUGACUAACUGAGGACCUAUACUUUAUUGCCUUAUUAAUCAUUAACAAUAUUAUAACAGAAUUAUUUUUGCCAAUUAAUAUACUUUUAUAAUAAUCUCGCAAUUGGACAAAUAAAUUUUAUUAUUUCAUUUUUAUCUACGGGAGUAAUAAAUUUAUUCCGGUAUACCUAACAAGUUAAUACGAAGAAUAAAGUAGUAAAGAUAUAUUUUUUGUGUAUAUUCGCAUUUUAAUUCUAAUAUCGUGGGAUAUUUUAUACAGGCUAAUUUAGAAAGGGUUAAGCUUUCCUAAUACGUAGUUUUCUAUCUAUGCCACUCUUUUAAGAGCUUUGAUUUCGUAUAUAAUAUAAAUAAUACAGUGUACUAGAUUACCAGACAAAUUCAAAAGUUGGAUGAAAUUAAAAAAAAAUGUUAUCAAUUUAAAUAUUUAUUAAGUAUGACAUCGUAUGUCAAGGAAAAAUGAUAAUAUUGCGAUUUUCAUUAUCAUAACUCAAUGCUUAACGCAUAUCAAGCGUAUUCCUGAAGGUAAGAGUAUAGACAAACUGUUAUUUCGCGCAUAAUAUAAUGUAUAGUGAAUAUUGUACAUUUGGACAAACUAAUAAAAUUGUUGAAAGGUUGCGAUUAGAUAUGCUUUAAUAAAUUAGUAAACUCGUGAUUAGAUAGAACUAUUUAACACAAUUUAUUAAGAGGAACUUUCGAGAAUAAAUACAGAAUAAAUCGGUCUACAUUGGAUGGCGGUCGGGAUAGAACAAUCGAACUUCUUGUUAUCUACGUUACCAUGCAGACACGGCAUGCUUUGUCACAUGGUCGAUUAUAGCGAUGACUAUCGGAACGCCAUAUAAAUAUUUCAUAAACAAUAUGUGUACCUAUAAUCGCGUAAGAGUUGUAAUAAUGUACAUAAUUGAAUAUAAUAAUACAAGCAAUACAUGCUGA